This is a messenger RNA of Brassicogethes aeneus, 736 nucleotides long. The record is from the annotation of a GenBank genome assembly. NCBI's taxonomy places the organism in Eukaryota, Metazoa, Arthropoda, Insecta, Coleoptera, Nitidulidae.
UUGGGUGAUGCUCAACGCGGCAUUACUCGCCUUUGACCUACUGGAUGCACCCUUAUGCAACAAGAAACACGUGUAAACUCUUUAAAAGGAAAUCCCAACCAUUCAUCUUAAUAUUGAUCAUACUCAUAAUGGUUGCAAAAUCAAAGGAAUGUCAUUUUAAACAGAUUGCUUCGGUUCAACUUUACCAUGACAUUUCGCAUGGUUAUUUACGUGUUUCUGAGGAAAAAAGAAUUGAAACCAGUGACACCGCCACAGUUUUGUUCAGAGUACCUAUAGAAAGAAAAGUUGCACUGUACGACCCCCAGGAGCAGUUGUUCAUCUGCCGGAGGCCCAAAGGAAAAAUGUUCGUUCCAAGGAAAUUAGCAUAUUUCAAUAAACACAAAAAACUUUGCACGUUUAUGGAAAAUGUGUCUGUUAUUCGUCCCCAAUCGCAUAUUCGUUAUACAAAUGAAAUUAAUCAGACUGAAGUAGAUUUAAUAAUAAACAAAAAUGGAAAAAAUCCAAGAAAAUCGUUUUGGAAGGCGUGCAAAGCUAGGCAUCACAAAAAGAGGCAUUCCUCUUGCAUAUAUUCGUCGGAUUUUUUAGUGAAUCAUCCAAUUCCUAACAGUUGUGAACAUGCAACCAAAACUUUUUGUGCUCAUGCAGUGGACAUUUGCGAACAAUUAAACAUAAACCAACUGUAUUAGUAAAAAAAUGUUGAUAUAUCAGUAUUGAAUUAGGUUUAAACCUAAAAGUG